This is a messenger RNA of Tarenaya hassleriana, 618 nucleotides long. RefSeq lists its product as uncharacterized. Lineage: Eukaryota; Viridiplantae; Streptophyta; Magnoliopsida; Brassicales; Cleomaceae. The record is from RefSeq and is a predicted model, not a curated record.
AUGGCUGCUUACACUUUUCUUCUUCUCCUACUCUCAAUAUCCACCACCAUCAUCAUCAUCAUCAUCAUCAUCCCAUCUCUCGCCGAUAACAUAAGCAUCGACUGUGGAACAUCAGGCUCCUAUGUAGACGACAACGGCGUAAAAUGGGUCGGGGACAAAGGCUUCAUCUCGACCGGCGACUCUUUCAAGGUUUCCGCCACCGUCUCGAAAAGUACACUCAGCACUCCGACCGGAGAAAGCAACUGUUACUCCGACAUUCUGGUCAAAAAAGGCGCGAAAAUCCUCAUGAGAACGACGUUCUUCUACGGCAACUACGACGGCCUAUUCUUGUCGCCGACAUUCGACGUUGUUUACGGCGGAAAACACCGAGUCACCAUCGUAAUAUCUUUGUUUCUCGAGAAUUACUACUUCUCGGAGGUUAUAUUUGUUCCGGAAAACACCGAGACAUCGAGCGUUUGUCUUGUUCGCACGUCUCCCAUUCUAAAUCCUUUUAUAUCGUCUAUCGAAGUUAUAGGCCUGGAUGACGACAUGCACGGCGAUCUUGGUCCGAACAAGGGAUUGAUCCUCAAACGAAGAUUUGCGUACGGUGCCAAUGUUCUUGUAAGGUAUGCAUACUAG